ACUCAUAGGGAAGCUAAAGAGUCAAACUGUAGGUAAACAGAAAGCUUCUUUGAUGGAAAUUAAGUCUACGCGGUACACUGAGGCGUUUACGGUACAAACGGGUGUGUACGCUAACUUUAUUUAAUACACUGCGUUUGUGUUUGCCGGCCCGCUCUGAAAGUCUUCGGGUUUCAACUUGAGUGUGAAAAUACAUGCGGUGGGGGACAUUUAAGGUGGAGUAGGGGUGCUGAGGCUGGAGGGCUGGACGUGGCCGUCAUGGUGAACGAUGUUCCGGAAAGUCAAGAAGCGCCACAGCAGCAGCAGCUCGCAAAGCAGUGAGAUCAGCACCAAAAGCAAAUCUGUGGACUCCAGUUUGGGAGGGCUCUCCAGGUCCAGCACCGUCGCCAGCCUUGACACAGACUCCACCAAGAGCUCAGGUAACAGCACGUCUGAAACGUGCGCCGAGUUCCGGGUGAAGUAUGUGGGAGCCAUUGAGAAGUUGCAGUUUGACAUGAGCAAGACCCUCCAGGAGCCUCUGGACCUCAUCAACUACAUUGAUGCAGCUCAGCAAGAUGGAAAGCUGCCCUUCGUGCCUGGAGACGAAGAGAUGAUUCUGGGAGUGUCUAAGUACGGAGUCAAAGUGGCCUCACUGGACCAGUGUGAUGUGCUGCAUCGCCACCCUCUGUACCUGAUAGUGCGUAUGCUGUGUUACGAUGACGGCCUGGGUGCGGGGAAGAACCUCCUGGCUCUCAAAACCACCGAUGCAAAGCAAGAGGAGUGCAGCAUCUGGGUGUACCAGUGCAGCAGCUCGGAGCAGGCUCAGUCCAUCUGCAAGGUUCUGUCGGCCUCUUUUGACUGCGCUCUGACAUCAGACAAGUCCUGAGGCCAGAGGAGCGGGCGGGUGCUGAGAUCUGUCUAAAAGAGAAAAGAAACAACUGCAAAAACAGUGAAUCAGGAGAAAACCAUGGCUGCAUCGUGACUGCCAAAAAAUUGCAGUCAUUUCCCUUUUUUUUUCUCCUCCAAUUUAGUUGACAGAGAUUAACUGGAGGACAAAUCCUGCGUGUUUUCCAAGUUAGUUUGCAGGAAAACAUGAUUCAGGCCUUUGUAUUGAUGGUAUCACCAGUUGAGACAGAACUACUGUGAAUUUGUCUGAAUCAUUUCCUUGGAAUUUGUUUCCUUUACCUCACGUGUUCCUGUACCUGUCACGUAAAGUCAACGUGUCGAAAAAAAGGGAAAUGGUUGCAUUUUUUAAAAACUCAUUGGAAUACAGCGCACAGCUUUCAGCAAUGUCACGUAAAUGAAUCACUUUUCAUGUAAAUUGUGGUACACAGUGUUGUGUGUCUCUGCCCAGCUGCGUCAGGGUUCGGCGAUUCACAGGAGACAUUCAUCAGAGUAGAAACCUCGCAGUACGCAGAUCUGAGGACAUGCACGCAGUUUGAUUCUCUUCACGUGGAAACCACUCAGAUCCCUUUUUAAGUUUAAGUAUCCUCUCUGUGUGCAUUUUUUGUGUUUUUCUGAGACAAACAGUAUUGGUACAGUAGUGGUCACGUUUUGACUUGAAGGUACGUCAUACGAAAUGUUUUAACAGUGGCCCACAUCCUGUAUUUUGUCUUAACUUGUGUAAUUUACUCAUUUUUACUGACUUAUGAUUUUUUUUUUGUUUUAUAUUUCUUUAUGUUGCAGGUUUCUUGGUACUGAAAGCUUGAUGUGUUUUCUGAGUCUCAUUUUUAUGCAGGAGUUUUAAAUGUAUUAAAUCCAUCGUACUUGCUGAAACCACAUAAAUCCUAAUAGGCUGUCUGAAGAGUAUGAACGUGUUUACAGUCGUGGUACGAACUUGACUUCACCUUGUACAUUAGAAUAGGCCACUUCCUGUCCUCCUUUUCAGCGUGUGACAGAGAGGAAAUGAAAGAAUUUGAUCUGCUGCGAUAAAGAAGUGGAAGGCUUGUGUUUUUUGACCAUUUUACUGAUUAAAGGGUAAUUUCUU
Molecule: messenger RNA, 1963 nt
Organism: Chelmon rostratus (copperband butterflyfish)
Lineage: Eukaryota; Metazoa; Chordata; Actinopteri; Chaetodontiformes; Chaetodontidae
Gene: itgb1bp1
Product: integrin beta 1 binding protein 1
Exons: 7
Coding region: 266-862 (198 amino acids)
Biological process (GO): negative regulation of focal adhesion assembly; negative regulation of substrate adhesion-dependent cell spreading
Cellular component (GO): lamellipodium; cytoskeleton; ruffle
Molecular function (GO): integrin binding
Source: RefSeq, a predicted model, not a curated record